Molecule: messenger RNA, 3149 nt
Organism: Carya illinoinensis
Lineage: Eukaryota; Viridiplantae; Streptophyta; Magnoliopsida; Fagales; Juglandaceae
Product: serine/threonine-protein kinase CTR1-like
Exons: 16
Coding region: 1-2571 (856 amino acids)
Biological process (GO): protein phosphorylation
Molecular function (GO): ATP binding; protein kinase activity
Source: RefSeq, a predicted model, not a curated record
AUGCCAAUGGAUAUGCUCGCUAAAAGGUCUAACUACACGCUCCUGAGCCAGGUCCCCGACGACCAAUGCGACCCCGUGACCGGAGCUCAGACGACAUCGUUGUACGAGUCGUUUUCCGGAGAGGACAACAACAUCAACAAGGGGAAGGUGGACAGGGGGUUUGAUUGGGAUGCUGUUGGUGAUCACAGGAGAAAUCGGAUCGGGAACGUCCACUCCUCGUCGUCGAUCGGGCCGCAGAGGCAGUCGAGCGGCAGCAGCUUUGGGGAGAGCUCGCUCUCCGGGGAGUACUUCGCGCCUACGCCGUCUACGGAGGCGGUGAACAAUAUCGACGGCGUCGGUAACUUACACGACGUCGUGUUGUUCAGGGUGGGCGGCGCAGGGAAGUUGAUAGCGAAGGCGUCGGGGAACACGGGAGGGGAGUCGUCCUCCGGGAAGAGCUGGGCGCUGCAGACGGAGGAGAGUUACCAAUUGCAGCUAGCUCUGGCACUGAGGCUUCCAUCGGAAGCGACUUGUGUUGAGGAUCCUAAUUUCUUGGAUCUUGUGCCGGACGAAUCCGCCCCAAGGACAAGUUCGGCCGAGGUGAUGUCUCAUCGAUUCUGGGUGAAUGGCUGCCUGUCAUACUUUGACAAAGUCCCUGAUGGGUUUUAUCUGAUUCACGGGAUGGAUCCAUAUGCAUGGGCCAUUUGCCCUGAUCUUCAAGAGAGUGGCCGUAUUCCAUCAAUUGAAUCUGUAAGGUCUGUUCGCUCAGCCUCUGAUUCAUCAAUUGAAGUGGUUUUGAUUGAUCAGCGUACUGAUACAAGCCUAAAGGAACUCCAAGAUAGGGUCCUCAGCAUUUCUAGUAGCUGCAUAACCACAAAAGAGGUUGUCAAUCAGCUUGCAAAGCUUGUCUGCAACCUCAUGGGGGGUUCAGCUUCCAUGGGAGAAAAUGACUUUGUUCCCAUCUGGAAAGAGUGCAGUGAUGACCUGAAAGACAGCUUAGGAUCCGUUGUGGUUCCAAUAGGUAGCCUAUCUGUCGGCCUCUGUAGACAUCAUGCUAUAUUGUUUAAAGUAAGACCUGACACAAUUGAUCUACCAUGUCGAAUAGCCAAGGGCUGUAAAUAUUGCACGAGGGAUGAUGCUCCCUCUUGUCUUGUCCGGUUUGGGCUCUACAGGGAAUAUCUGCUUGAGUUGAUUGGGAAGCCAGGUUACUUAUGCGAGCCUGAUUCCUUGCUGAAUGGUCCUUCUUCCAUCUCAAUUUCUUCCCCAUUGCGCUUUUCACGACUUAAAGCAGUUGAACCUACCAUUGAUUUCAGGUCACUGGCCAAGCAGUAUUUCUCUUACUGCCAAUUACUUAAUAUCACAUUUCAUGAUGCAUCUACAGAUCCUGGGCCUAAGCAGCAGCAUGAUAUUAAGUGCAGAGACAAAAACCACAGUAUGCUAAUACCGAGUGAUGAUGAUGAAACUUCUUGCUUAGCUCUGCACUCUGCUCAGCUAAGUGCCCAUGAUCGAGAUUCUGAAUUGUUCAAAUCUUGUAAUCCUGCUCAGAAUAUUACAAACUUGACUACCAUGGUCAAAGAUACAACGCCUCUUAACUCUAUUCUUCCUAUUGGACAUAAAGAUGUUCAACCACUUUUUGUUUUGUCUAAUCCAAGAGUAGAUGCUGUGAAGGAUUCAAGGUUCAGUGAGGGAGGUCAGCUGGUUCCUGGUAAAUCACGUGUUGGGCCUUCUCUUGAUAUAGAGUAUUUUGACAUACAAUGGAGUGAUCUUGUUCUAAAAGAGAGAAUUGGAGCAGGUUCGUUUGGAACUGUCCAUCGUGCUGAUUGGCAUGGAUCGGAUGUUGCUGUGAAGAUCCUCACGGAACAAGACUUUCAUGCUGAACACUACAAAGAAUUUUUGAGGGAGGUCACAAUAAUGAAACACCUACGGCAUCCAAAUAUUGUUCUUUUCAUGGGUGCAGUCACUCGGCCCCCAAACUUAUCCAUAGUCAUAGAAUAUUUAUCAAGAGGUAGCUUGUAUAGACUUUUGCAUAAGCCUGAUGCUAGAGAGAUGUUGGAUGAGAGGCGUAGGUUGAACACGGCUUAUGAUGUGGCAAAGGGAAUGAAUUAUCUUCAUAAACGCCAUCCUCCAAUUGUUCAUCAGGAUUUAAAAUCUCCCAAUCUUCUAGUUGACAAAAAGUACACUGUAAAGGUUUGUGAUUUUGGUCUUUCCCGACUAAAGGCAAACACAUUUCUGUCAUCAAAAUCAGCCGCUGGUACUCCUGAGUGGAUGGCACCAGAAGCUCUUUGUGACGAGCCAUCAAAUGAAAAAUCAGAUGUUUACAGCUUUGGUAUAAUCUUGUGGGAGCUUGCAACGUUGCAAAGGCCAUGGAGUAAUUUAAAUCCAGUACAGGUUGUGGCAGCUGUUGGCUUUAAGGGAAAACGACUCGAAAUUCCACACGAUUUGAAUCCUCAAGUGGCUUCAAUAAUUGAGGCUUGCUGUGCCAAUGAACCCUGGAAACGUCCUUCCUUUUCCAGCAUCAUGGAAUCUUUGAGGCCAUUGAUUAAACCUCCCUUGCCUCAACCAGAUCGUGCAGACAUGGCAUUAGUUACCUGAUGGGGUGGAAGAUGGGAGUGGUUUUAUUAAUGAACAUAAUACAGCACUCUUGUUUUUUGAUGUCUGCCAGGUAAAACAAGCUCUUUGUAUGGUCUAAGUUGCGCCUAAAAUCUCAUAUUCUAGUUUACCAAUAUUCAGUGUUGCGGGUACCCUAGAGCUCCUUGAGCCAGAGACAUCAUCAGGUGAAAAGAGGAAGGCCUUGGAAUAUUAAGCAGCCAACAAUUUCGACUUGCUGUGACAUUCCAGGUCUGCAUUUCCUUUUACCUAUAAAGAUCUUGAGAAUUAGAGUGAAGUGGAAUUUUAUGUUACGAGGAACAGCCUGAACUUAGGCCUCUUCUCCUAGUAAUGCAUAUAUAGCAGCCACCUGUUGGUGGAUGUAAUACCCAAUGAAAUUGGGAUAGGGGAUGCAUGGCUGCAUGGUAGGGGAGCUAAUGUCACUAUUGUUUCAUGAUAAUAAUGGUGGUAAAUGGUAGCAAGAAUAUGAUUGCAUUUGGGUUUUUUUUGUCCAUAUUUCGUGUAUCUUUUCGAUUUUGUAUAUAUGAAUUAAUAGAGUCUGGAGCUGAGUUAUAAACUCCUAA